AAGGAAUCUAUGGAACUUAUUGAGGAUGAACAGCUGGAAUUGAUGGAGUUGGCUGCCUCAAGCAAGGGGUUUUCCUCUAUUAUACGUCUUGAUUUUGAUACUUUGCAAAACCUUGAAUCAUAUAAGGAUUCGUUGUGUGUUUUCCCACCCAAGAGUGUAAAGCUAAGAAAACCAUUUGCUAUCCAACCCUGGAUCAACUCUGAAGAGAAUGUUGGUAACCUGCUCAUGGUUUGGAGAUUUUUGAUUACUUUUGCUGAUGUUCUGGAGUUAUGGCCUUUUACUCUCGAUGAGUUUAUGCAAGCAUUUCACGACUAUGAUUCAAGACUGUUGGGUGAGAUACAUGUUGCUCUUCUUAAAGUGAUAAUAAAAGACAUUGAGGAUGUUGCAAGGACACCUUCUACAGGAUUAGGAAUGAAUCAGAAUGGUGCUGUUAAUUCUGGAGGUGGCCAUCCAGAGAUUGUGGAAGGGGCAUAUGCAUGGGGGUUUGACAUACGAAAUUGGCAUAAGCACUUAAAUCAGUUGACAUGGCCGGAAAUCUUCCGACAGCUAGCAUUAUCUGCAGGAUAUGGACCACAGUUGAAGAAAAGAAGUGUUACAUGGUCCUAUGAAAAAGAUAAAGACGAGGGCAGAAGUUGCGAAGAUAUCAUUUCUACACUUCGUAAUGGUUCAGCAGCCGAAAAUGCAGUUGCAAAAAUGCAGGAGAAAGGGCUAUUAGCACCUCGAAGAUCUAGGCAUAGGUUAACUCCUGGAACAGUUAAGUUUGCAGCAUUUCAUGUUCUCUCGCUUGAGGGUAGCAAGGGAUUGACAGUACUAGAGCUCGCAGAAAAAAUUCAGAAAUCUGGUCUUCGGGACCUGACAACCAGCAAGACACCUGAGGCAUCCAUUUCUGUUGCUUUGACAAGAGAUGCCAAGCUUUUUGAAAGAAUAGCUCCAUCAACGUAUCGUGUUCGUUCUGCAUUUAGAAAAGAUCCUGCUGAUGCUGAGUCCAUUCUGUCUGAAGCAAGAAAGAAAAUUCAGAUAUUUGAAAAUGGGUUUCAAGCUGGGGAAGAUGCUGAUGAUGUUGCAAGAGAAGAAGAGUCUGAAAGUGACGAAGUUGAUGAGGAUCGUGAAGUUGAUGACUUGGUAAAUCCUUCAAUUGCUAAAAAAACAUCUGAACUGUGUGAUGAUUUAUCAUCAAAUGGAAAAGAAAAUUUGGUUAAUGAUGUAGAACUUCAAGAUGAGUUUGAUAAGGAUAUGCCUUGUUUUCCUGAGAAUGGUUCAAAGAAUACCGAUUGUGCAAGUACUGCCACUGGACAACCUGUUGCUUGUGAAGAUCUGAAUGCUGGAAAUCUUGGUGAAGAUAAUACGGAAAUUGAUGAAAGCAAGUCUGGAGAAUCAUGGGUUAAAGGGCUUGCAGAAGGAGAAUAUUCUGAUCUCAGUGUAGAGGAGCGUCUAAAUGCUCUUGUUGUGUUGGUUGGUGUGGCAAACGAAGGAAAUUCAAUCCGUGUUGUUCUUGAGGAUCGUUUGGAAGCAUCAAAUGCACUGAAGAAGCAAAUGUGGGCAGAAGAAGCACAGACAGACAAAGUUCGUCUGAAAGAUGAUAUUUUUAAUAAAUUAGAUUUUGCAUCUAUGGGUGGCAAUAAAGUUGAAACACAAGACACAUGUCCUAUUGUGGAGGGCCACCGAAGUCCAUUGCUUGACAUUAAUAUUGACGCUGAUAAUAAUGAGGCAUCACCCAGCACUGCAGAAAAUCAAAAAGCAGCUCCUGUUGCACAGAGCCUGUCUGUUGAAAGGCCCUCUUCAGUUCAAGAUCUCUGUACAGGUCCAGAUAACCCUCAGGCUCAGCUAUCUGCACAAUAUUCAAAAAGGUCACGAUCCCAGUUGAAAUCUUAUAUUUCCCACAUAGCGGAGGAGACGUUUGUCUACAGAUCCUUACCCCUUGGCCAAGAUCGCCGACGUAAUCGAUAUUGGCAAUUUGUUGCAUCUGCUUCUUGCAAUGAUCCUGGCUCUGGCAGGAUCUUUGUUGAAUAUCAUGAUGGAAAUUGGAGGCUUAUUGAUUCUGAAGAGGCCUUCAAUGCACUUUUGAAUUCACUGGAUUCACGUGGGAUGAGGGAAUCUCAUUUGCGUUUGAUGUUGCUGAAGAUUGAAAAUCCGUUUAAGGAAAAUGUUCGAAAGAACACACUUAGCAACAAAAUUGGAAGCAGAGAUGAAGCUGAUGAAACUGAUUCCAGUCCUGAUCUCCAGACUGGAACUGACACUCCUAGCAGUACUCUUUGUGGCUUGAACUCUGAUGUUUCAGAAACUUCAUCAUCCUUCAAAAUUGAGCUCGGGAAAAGUGAGAGCGAGAAGAAAGCUGCCUUGAGAAGGUAUCAAGAUUUCCAAAAAUGGAUGUGGAAAGAAUGCUACUGCUCAUCAAUAUUAUGUGCAAUGAAACAUGGGAGAAAGAGAGGCAGCCCUCAGGUUGACAUCUGUGAUAUCUGUCUCAACCCUUAUUUCUUUGAAGACUCUCAUUGCAAUUGUUGCCACCGCACUUUUCCCUCAAAUAAUGGAUUUAAUUUUUCUAAACAUGCAUUUCAAUGUGGAGACAAGUUAUCCAAAGAUAUUAGUAAUUUAGAUUCUUCUCUUCCCUUGCGGACAAGAUUGUUUAAGGCUCUUCUUGCUUUUAUUGAGGCAUUUGUUCCACCUGAAGCAUUUCAAUCAAUUUGGAAAGAAGAUAUUAGGAGGCAUUGGGGUCUGAAGUUAAGCAAAUCAUCUUCUGCUGAUGAACUUCUACAGAUAUUGACCCUACUUGAGAGAGCAUUAAAGCGAGAUUUUUUAUCAUCAACCUUCACUACAACAGAGGAACUGUUGCGGUCGAGCAGUAUGUCAGAGAGUGCUGCACAUACUUCUACUAAUCCUGAAUCAGUUGCUACACUUCCAUGGGUUCCACAGACUACUGCAGCUGUGUUUCUUAGACUUUUUGAGUUGGAUGGAUCCAUAAUCUAUGUACCGCGUGAGAAAACUGAGCUUCGUGAGGAGAAAGACUCUAGGGAGUGCAUAAAGCUUCCUUCAAGAUAUAAUCCCUCCAAAUCUAGUAAAGUGGUUGAACCAGAACCAGCAGAUUCGGACCAUGAUGAUUUCAUGAAAGUUAAAUCUGCUCCUAUGAAAAUUGCACGGAGCAGCAAUAAACGUGGACGAGGGAGUCAUGAUAAAGGACGGGGUAAAAAGCUAUCUAAAAGAAUGAGGGAUUCUAAACGAGAUACCAGCCGCAAUGUUAAGGUCACUGAGAAUCUAAGUCAGAGAAUUAAACAGCAGGGACGAGGAUCACAAGGACAAGCUGGUGGACGUGGUCGCCGGACAGUGAGGAAAAGGAGAGUGGAAAAAAGGGCUGUUGAAGAUUUGUUGCUGGGCCAUGGGGCUGCCUCUCAUAGCUCCAGUAUCGGUAGGGAACCAUUGAGAAGCUUGGAUGAGGAUUGGGAUGAUAGAAAGGCAAGUCCCAUGACUCCCAUCCACAUGGGGGCUGCCGACAUCAGUAACAGUGCUGAAGAGGCUGAAUCUGGUGAUAAUGCUCAAGCAGUGGAAUCUGAUGAUAAUGCUCAAGCAGUGGAAUCUGAUGACAAUGAUGAAGCAGUGGAAUCUGAUGACAAUGAUGAAGCAGUGGAAUAUGAUCAAGGAAACUGGGAGAUUGGUUUUAGCGGUACCCCCAACAGAUGGAGUAGGCAUUUGGUUAAUAUGAGUGAUGAAGAUGUGGAAGCUUCUGAAGAUGACAAUGACAAUGGCAUUGAAGAGGAGGAUUCAGAGGCAGAUGUUAUGAGCGAGGGUUCAGAUGGUAUGGCUAAUGGAGUUGUAAAUGGAGCAGGCUCAGACUCGGCUGAUUCUGAAGAUUCUUCUGAUUAGAGCAUAGUUUUUUAGCUGAUCAACUAAAAGGAUUGCAUUUCAAAGCUGCAUUACAUUUUUGAUAUUGCAGCUUUACAAAGUACCUGAACUCCUAGUCAGUCAUGUCAUGGCUUGAAGAGUUUUAUGGUUGAGAAGACUUACAUAGUAUAUUUUAUCCAUGCAGAGUGGAUCCUUGUAUUUUUAAGCAUUUUGAAGCCGAGGGCCUUUAAAGCCAGCCUCAUUUCAUUUUGUUUUUUAUCCUUAUAAUAGGUAUUCAUUAAUUAAUAUAGUCUUAUACCUUAAUUAUCA
Molecule: messenger RNA, 4143 nt
Organism: Gastrolobium bilobum
Lineage: Eukaryota; Viridiplantae; Streptophyta; Magnoliopsida; Fabales; Fabaceae
Product: homeobox-DDT domain protein RLT1-like
Exons: 12
Biological process (GO): regulation of transcription by RNA polymerase II
Source: RefSeq, a predicted model, not a curated record